Messenger RNA from Heterobilharzia americana, 1839 nucleotides. The record is from the annotation of a GenBank genome assembly. NCBI's taxonomy places the organism in Eukaryota, Metazoa, Platyhelminthes, Trematoda, Strigeidida, Schistosomatidae.
AUGUUUCUACUCACGGGAUUGACAGAUUUUUGGCUAACAUCAACAUCGGAAAAUUAUGAUAAACUUCGUUUACUAUCGAAUAGUUAUUCAUUCUUAUGGGAAACAGGAUCUCACCCUACUGUGACUAACUUAGGCAAUAAAGCAACAAAUAUUGACUCCACUUUUACAUACGAUAUUAAACAAAAAAAUAGAGCAAAAUACAAUUCUUUUCUUAUUAUGCUGUUGAAUGUAACAAAGCAUAAAAUUAGUAAAACACUGAAUUUGAUACAACAUCAAAAUAAAAUGACGUCAAAAACAAAUCAUUCAUCUAUCAAAGAAAAAGAUUUUUCAUCAAACCACAUUCAUAAUGAACAAAUGGAUAAUGUUAAACAUGUUUAUAAACAAAGGCGAUAUAGGAAAAAUUUUAAUGAAUCUACAAAGUCAUCAAAAUUCAAUCUUGUAGGCGACAAAAAUAAUUUUCAAUCACUGCACUCAUCAACAUCAUCAAACGCAGCAUGUAUUGUUCAAAGGAAGUAUGUCAAAUAUAGUAAAUGGCGAGAUAAAUCAAAACAGAAAUACAUAGUACACAGAGGUAACAAGGAAUACCAGACACCAUCCUCUUCUAUGGGGGAUAUAUUUAAUCUAAUCAGUCAUAUGAAUGAAUACCGUUCGAAAUAUUCACUCCAGAAGACUACAAUUCACGAAGAAUCUUCUCAUGUACACAAACAGUUUUUAUUUGGCCAGAUAGUAGAUGAAGAUCAGUGGGAGUCAUUUCAGUUUCUGAUUACCACCGGAAUUGACGUGAAUUCUAUUCAGAAGAAGAUUAAGACUUUUAGUAUGCAUACAAUAUCAACUGUCGAGAUAUAUCCAUCAGUUAUGGACCUUUUUCUAAGAAAUGUCCCACUGCAACAAUCAUAUUCAUCAUUGUCCAGCAGGAUUUUAUUAAACUAUGAACAGAAAACUACUAAUACACCUUGGAUAUUCCCGAAAAUUCUUGCUAGCCUUCUACAGAGAGGAGCUGAUAUACGAAUCGCUGAUAAUUUUGAUUUACAAACACUAACUGGAGGUAUUCAAUCAGAUACUAUUUCUCAUGUUUGCCAAAACGCUGCCAUACAACUAGACAAUAUUUUCCAUUUUUUAAAUUUACAAAUUAAUGUCGAAAUUGUUGAUAGUGCAGGCAUUUUACGUCAAUUAUUAACUGCUGGAAUGAUUCCUCCGAAAUUGUUUUUUCUUGAGUACACUGAUAAACUGCUAUUGGAUAAUAUGAAGUUAAACCAUCACUUUACUUUUCACAAAAUGAGUAGUAUAUUUCAAGUGACGAAAAAUAUUUUUUACCCGCUACUAAUUUAUGAAUUUGUUAAGUGGAGCUUUUAUGAUAAAUGUUCUUCACAUUGUCUUCCAACUAUUCUACAGUCUUUCACUGUUUUAUUUUUUAAUUUAGUUUACUCUGGUUUAUGUUUAGUACCAAAUAGCGUUGUAGAUAUUUUAGACAUAAAUUCAUUUACUCAAUGCAAUUAUGAUGAUACUGAAUCACUGAAUAUACUUGAACCUGAUAGAUUCCUGUGCAAUUUUUGUUAUUUUCAUGAUAAAUUCUUACAGUUAGUCAACAGACGACCAUUCAGUUUGCUUAUACAAUGCAGAUAUGUUGUUAGAUGUCAGUUGGGAACACAAUAUUUUCAUGAGAAGCUAACGAAUACCAAUUUUGUUGAUCACACUAACGAGUCAUCUGUGUUGAUGGAUACAUCAACAAAAAAAUUCCAUGAACAGUUACUUAGAUUGCCGGAUCAAUUAAAGCGUGAUAUUGGAUAUAUAGAGGCUAAAAAUUUAAAAGAUGAAUUAUGUUUCUUAACAGAAAUAUGA